This is a messenger RNA of Microplitis mediator, 4202 nucleotides long. Its product is annotated as serine/threonine-protein phosphatase alpha-2 isoform. The coding region runs from base 267 to 1253 and encodes 328 amino acids. Lineage: Eukaryota; Metazoa; Arthropoda; Insecta; Hymenoptera; Braconidae. The transcript is spliced from 5 exons. The record is from RefSeq and is a predicted model, not a curated record. Gene Ontology annotation, molecular function: protein serine/threonine phosphatase activity. Gene Ontology annotation, cellular component: cytoplasm; nucleus.
UUGCGCACACGUUGGUGUAAUAAGACGAAAAACCAGAGAGAAGAGUAUAAAGUUGAGGUAGAGGGAGUUUUGCGGUUGAGUCCGGGCGGCCAUUGCAAGUAAUCUCUCGUCGUACGUUCUGAGCCGCGUAAGCACCGAACUAAAGUUAUAUUAAAAUAUCCAAGUGUCAGAGAUAUCAAGAGCUUUUAAAUAAACUCAAAUAAAGGGCCAUUUUAGUCGCGAGGUGCACCCUGUGAAGCCCGGGACGCGCAACAAAACCCGGCCCGAUGGCUGAGACAGAUAAAUUAAACAUUGACAACAUCAUCGCUCGACUCUUGGAAGUACGAGGAUCAAGACCGGGGAAAAAUGUCCAGCUGACAGAGGGUGAAAUCCGCGGGCUGUGUCUCAAGUCACGUGAAAUAUUUCUAUCUCAGCCGAUAUUACUUGAGCUAGAGGCACCGUUGAAAAUAUGCGGUGACAUUCAUGGGCAGUACUACGACUUACUACGGCUCUUUGAAUACGGUGGAUUUCCGCCUGAGAGUAACUACCUCUUCCUGGGUGACUACGUCGACAGGGGGAAACAGUCGUUAGAAACUAUUUGCCUGCUUCUUGCAUACAAGAUCAAGUAUCCAGAGAACUUUUUCCUGCUACGAGGUAAUCACGAGUGUGCCUCUAUCAACAGGAUAUACGGAUUUUAUGAUGAAUGCAAACGUCGUUACAAUAUUAAACUUUGGAAGACAUUUACGGACUGCUUCAACUGUCUACCCGUGGCAGCGAUCGUCGACGAGAAAAUAUUCUGCUGUCACGGUGGGCUCAGUCCGGAUCUACAGAAUAUGGAGCAAAUAAGACGUAUUAUGCGGCCGACUGAUGUUCCUGAUCAAGGAUUACUCUGUGAUCUUCUUUGGUCUGAUCCAGACAAGGACACUAUGGGCUGGGGUGAAAACGACCGUGGAGUAUCGUUCACAUUUGGCGCCGAGGUCGUUGCCAAAUUUUUACACAAGCACGACUUUGACCUCAUAUGCCGUGCGCAUCAGGUCGUCGAAGAUGGCUACGAAUUCUUCGCAAAGCGACAACUGGUUACGUUAUUCUCAGCGCCGAAUUACUGCGGUGAAUUUGACAACGCGGGUGCCAUGAUGUCAGUCGAUGACACACUCAUGUGCAGUUUUCAAAUAUUAAAGCCAGCAGACAAAAGGAAAUUUACGUACGGCGGCCUCAACUCUGGUCGACCGGUUACGCCGCCAAGAGGACCCAAUAAUAAAAACAAAAAGAAGUGAAUGAGAUUCCCGGGAGCGUAAUUUAUUGACGCGGAGUUUUUAGAAUCUUAAGACCUCUCUUAUUACAAACCCAGUAAACAACACCAUCAUUCACUUCCCACCUACUCCCGUCCCUAUUGUCAUUGAUCAAAACAACAAUAAUAUUAAUAUUAAUAAACUUAUGUCUAUCACGGGUAUUUGGAAAAUGGUAGUCAACUCCAAUUAAACCAUUGUUGAUUUGCAUCGAUAAUAGCCUCGUGAGGACGAACUACGUCGGGUACAGGAAGAUCGAAACCAUGAGGAUGUUCAUAUACCGGAACAUUCGAUGACGAAUGACUUACUGAUGAAAUACUAAUAGACUGAUUAUAACUGGCAAGAAAAUUUUGGUAACGUUAAUAAAUGAUAGAGCCAUUUUCGUUGAACUAAAUUCCGGAAUAUAUAAAAUUUAAUUUUACGAAACUAACAGCAAGAAGUUUCAACCGUGAAUGCAAAUUGUUGACAAGAAUUAAAAAUUUUCAUUCACGGUUGAAUCUUUUAGUUCAACGAACAUGGCUCAAUCAUUUAUUAACGUCAUCAAAAUUUUCCUGCCAAUAAUAAUCAGUGGCAAUGUGCACAUAUCAGCUUGUUAGUCCAUUAGUAUUUCAUCAGUAAGUCAUUCGUCAUCGAAUGUUCCGGUAUGUGAACAUCCUCAUGGUUUCAAUCUUCCUGUAUCCGACGUAGUUCGUCUUCACGAGGCUAUUAUCAAUGCAAAUCAACAAUAGUUUAAUUGGAGUUGACUACCAUUUUCCUAAUUCCCUGAUACACUUAAGUUUAUAACAUUUAUAUGGAAGUGACUCUAACAUGAAUUAAUAUUAAUAAUAAUAAUAAUAAUAAUAACAACAACGCAACACAUUACUGAUUCAACAACGGAAGCACCUCGCGACUCCGGCCCUUGUUCACUGUGACACUCAAAGAUCCAUUGUCAUUAAUCAACUCUUCGAAUAUUAAUAUUGAUAAUAAUAAUAAUUAAAUAUAUAAAAAUGAAAAAUAAAAAAAAAAAGAAUAAAUAAACAAAUGAUCGAGCAAUGAUUUUCAUAAUAAUGAAGACGAGAAUCCCAAUCCCCGGAGCUUGCGCCGUCGCGAAUUCUCUUUACAAAAAACCUGAUUAUUUAAUUUACCAGCAAAGUUCUAAGUAAUUAUCUGGACUUUUGAAUGCUAAUUCGAAGUUUAUAUUUUAACAAAUAAAUUAAGAUUUAAUUAUUUUUCGGUAUUGUGUGGUAGUAUGUUUAAUUGUUAAUCUUAAUCAGUAUAAAUAUUACGAUAAUUUUUUUUUUUUUAUAACUUAAUUAUUCAAUAAGGAAUUACUCGUGUGAAUAUAAUGAGAGGUAAUAAGAAUUGAUGUUAUUUAAAAAAAAAAAAUAAUUACAUUCAAAAAUAAUAAUUACAUAAAUUUGUAUUUGUCGCUUUGUCUUAAUCAUUGAAUUAGUUGUCGUUGGUCGUAAUUGAGUCUUACUAUUGUUAAUUGUUUUUGUCUGUUUAAUUCACUAGCGUUUUAUUAUUUUUAUAAUUAUUAAUAACUUGAUAAAUUAUAUUUAUUUAUUCAUCAAGUUAUGAGUAAUGCGAUACUAAAAUUUAUUGAAUAUAAAUUUAAAUUAAUUUAAUAAAUAAUUAUAAUAAUUGUAUCUGUUUAUUUUUAAUGGCGUAGUAAUGUUUUGCCAAAGUACAAAAAUUAUAAUGAGAACGUGAGUUACGUCAUGUGAUUUUGACCUCGCUUAGAGUCUUAUGUUCACCCACGCACUUAAAUAUAUAUUAAACCCAAUGGCCCCCAUGUAUUAUCAGCCAUUUUGACUACGCACGCCCAGUUUAUUUUUUGUCUAUUAAUAUUUUUUUCUUUUCGCUUAAUUUACAUCCACACACUCGAUUAAUAAAUUAAGCCUUCUUUGAAGUUUACAAUAAAAAAUUGAAAAAAAAAUAAAUUUAAAUACUUGGAACGAAUUUUAAUAAAAUGAGAGAGACUAAAAAUGAAGAAAGAGAUUUCUUGAUCCAAUAUGCGAUAUAAACUUGGCACGCAAUGUCUUUUUUUUAAUUCUCGCAAACAAAUAAUUCCAUCCAUGCACUGAUGAGUAAAUUGUCAUGACAAGAGAAUGCAAGCAAGAGAGAGGCUGUGUAUAAAAAAAAUAUGUACGUGUGAAAUUGCUAAGUUUAAAUCCUCGUUAAAGAAGGGAGAGACAAAAAAAAAUUAAUUAAUUAUUUAUCAAAAUAAUGAUUUUAGCUCCGAGUUUAUCGAAUUGCUUAAAGAUGUUGAUGACUUGCAAAAUGUCUCCGGUCUCGUCUUCCAAUCAUUGUCAAUCUUUUUGUUUUUCUUUUAACUUUUUUUUACACAUCAUCAUCAAUAUCAUUAAACUUAAAUUACAAAAUAAAUUAACAUUACACUAAUAAAGCGAAUCAGCAGAAUCGUAAGAAAAAAAACAAACAGCGAAUGAGAGUGAGAAUGAAAAAUAAAUCUAACAAAGGUCAACUUUCAUCUCGACAAAUGUAUAUCGAGAUAUUUGUAUUUAUUAAGUAUCAUUCAUUAUUAUAUCUCUUUAUUUUUUCAUUAUAUAUAAAUAUAUAUGCAUAAUUAUAUAUCUAUAUAUGUUUUUUUUGUUUUUUGUCGCGUCAUCGAAUGUCAUUGUCAUCAAAUCAUUAGCGAUUUUUUUCUUCAUUGUAAUUUUUUGAUUAUAAAUUAUAAAUAAAUUGUAACGCAUCAACACAAAUAGACUCGAUGACAUUGUUGUAAAAACUUAAAUGCACAACAGAAUUAACAUACAUUUGAAAUGGACAUGGAGAUGCCAUCUAAAAUUUAUUCAUAAAACAUAAAACAAAAAAUGCACUAUUAUAUCAAGAAUUCAUAAUUAUUCACUUGCGCGCCCCGCCUACAUCCUCCUAAUUACUCUCCUUCACUUAUUCUCCCUCAUAUAUGUACAUUAAAUGAAAAAAAAUUUUUUUUUU